Messenger RNA from Effrenium voratum, 615 nucleotides. The record is from the annotation of a GenBank genome assembly. NCBI's taxonomy places the organism in Eukaryota, Dinophyceae, Suessiales, Symbiodiniaceae.
GCUCGAGGAAGGCUCCAGCACCGCCACCGCCACCCGAAGCCGAGAAGACUUGAGCCAUGGGGCAGGCCGGCCAGCAGCGUACCAGGCAGAAGAAGCUCAGCGGCGGCAACAAGAAGGUGCCGUCGGUCAAGAAGACCAUCGCCAAGCCUUGCAAGCUAAAGAAGCAGAUCGUGCCAGGCUCAGUGCUGAUUCUGCUGGCGGGGAAGUUCCGAGGAAGGCGCGUGGUCUUUCUGAAGCAGCUGGACAGCGGUCUGCUGCUCGUCACAGGCCCCUACUGCCUGAACGGUGUGCCGCUGAAGCGCGUGAACCAGCGGUACUGCAUCGGCACCAGCACCAAGGUGGAGCUGGGGGGCGCUGACUUUAAGUCGGUGAGCGACAAAGACUUCGCGCGGGAGAAGAGCAAAAAGGGCCCCAAGACCCAGGAGCACUUCUUUGCGACGGAGCCGCCCAAGAAGGAGCUGCCACAGGCAAAGAAGGACGCCCAGAAGAAGCUGGACGAGUCGAUUGUGAAGGGCCUUGGCGACGAUCUGAAGAGCUACCUGAAGUCUCGCUUCUCCCUUUCGGCUCAGAUGUACCCCCAUGAGCUCAAGUUCUGAGAUCGAUCACAUCACAUCA